UUUAAGAAACUAAAAGAUCUGCGAAAGGACAGUUCCAAGAUUGCCAGUCUACAGUCAACAUCGCAGUCAGUUACUCUUGUUAGACAACUACAGUCAAUCGCAGUCAGUUGCCCUUGUUAGUCAAAACAAAUCUAGGAAAAUACAGCCGAAAUGUCUAAACCCAUGAGACGUAAACACGUGUUGCUGGAAGUGUUCCGCCACGGAUUUUCGACACCUUCAGAAGAUCAACGGAUUGUAAAAGUAUUGGCUAGCCGAGGUAAUAAUUUACACGAAGUUGAAGAUUCAGAUGGAAGCAGAUUUCUUGUCACCAUGCCGACAAAAUUUCGCAGAACUAUAUGGAUUUUAAGAGGAGGUUACAUCCUAAUCGAACCAAUACAAGAAGGUAAAAAAGUCAAAGGAAAAAUCGUGAGGAUACUUACCAACGAGCAGAUAACACACUUUAUACAAGAGAACGUGUGGCCCGAUGCAUUUCUUCAUGUAGACAAAAAUGAAAAGGAAAAUAACGAAGAUAUAUUUGUAAAUAGAAACAGACCUGCGAUUAAUAGUGAUACUAGCAGUUCCAGCGAUAGUGAAGAUUCGUCUGGUGAAGAGGAUAGUGCGCCUGAAUUUGGCAAGUAGAAAUAGACUAGUGAUUUAAAGUGAUAUUAGCAGUUCCGGCCAUAGUGACGAGUGUCUAGUGAAUAGGAUAUUGAGCCUGAAUGUGAUAGGCAGAAUUGGAGUUAUUUAAUUUAUGUAUAUA
Molecule: messenger RNA, 739 nt
Organism: Sitophilus oryzae (rice weevil)
Lineage: Eukaryota; Metazoa; Arthropoda; Insecta; Coleoptera; Curculionidae
Product: probable RNA-binding protein EIF1AD
Exons: 1
Coding region: 151-618 (155 amino acids)
Biological process (GO): translational initiation
Cellular component (GO): nucleus
Molecular function (GO): translation initiation factor activity; RNA binding
Source: RefSeq, a predicted model, not a curated record